AUGAACGGUGGCAACGGGAUGAUAAGGAGAUCUGUAUCAUUCUCUGGAGUGGGUGGCCACCACCACCAGCCGCCGCCGCCAGCUGCGGAGCACGAUCCGGAUCUUCAGGCGGAAGAUGACGGCGACGAGGUGGAGGAUCAGGAAGACGCGCCGCUGGGGGAGAAGAAGCGGAGACUGAGCCAGGAGCAAGUGGCGGCGCUGGAGAAGAGCUUUGAGCAGAAUAACAAGCUCGACCAGGAGCGGAAGAUGAAGCUGGCAAGGACGUUGAAUUUGCAGCCACGGCAAGUGUCUAUAUGGUUCCAGAACCGAAGGGCAAGGUGCAAGACCAAGCAGAUUGAGAAGGAUUAUGAACAGCUGAAGAAGCAGAUGGAGAUCCUGAGGGCAGAUAAUGAAGUUCUCCGCGCUCAGAAUCAGCAUUACCACUCUGAGCUGAUGGCAUUGAAAGCAAGAGCUCCAACUGGGAUGGGAGUAAUCAACUUGAAUCAGCAUGAGAAUGAUCAGGCUUCCUGGAGUAACGGAAGCGACAAUAGCCUAGACAUGAACAUUUUCCCUAAUUCCGUAGUUCAGCCUAAUUUCGUGAAGCCAGAUAUUCCCAACCAGAACGGCGGCGGAUUAAUGGGUAACGUCAUGUUCAACAAUGUGGAGGAGCAGCCCAGUUACUGGCCGUGGCCGGAGCAGCCGAAUUUCCGUUGA
Messenger RNA from Oldenlandia corymbosa var. corymbosa, 693 nucleotides. Lineage: Eukaryota; Viridiplantae; Streptophyta; Magnoliopsida; Gentianales; Rubiaceae. The record is from the annotation of a GenBank genome assembly.